AUUUGCAAUAAAGUUUCUCAAUCUGGAGACUCGUUGAGCAACUUCAAAAUUGACAACAUGGCGGAAACAGAACAACAAUUACAUUCACUCAUCAACACAGCUAAAAGAUUGGAACAAUUUGUAGCAUCUUCAAAAAUAUGGACAAUGGGGAAAGCAGAUGACGUCAAACCCAAGAAACUUGAUCAGAAAUCAACUCAGACUAACAAUCAUACAGUUGGCAAACAAAAAGUUGAGAAGGUAAUUGACGAAAGUGCUCAUUUGGUAACUGUACCUGGAACUAACGAAGCUGCAAGUACUCUGCCAACUAGCAAUGCAAAUGUAGCAGAGAACAAAUCUCCUUUACAAGCUACGUCUCCAAUUGGCGAUGCUUUCAAUACUGAGCUUACCAGCGAUGCAAACGUAUCUCACACGACCGAGGUAAAACUACCGGAAAAUGAUCAAGUUACUUAUGCAAUAACUAAAAGAAGAGCAUACGAUCCUUUUCACGAUGAACCGAUAUGCAAAGUGCGCCCACAAUACACAAUGGGAAAGAAAAAUGAAGUCAACGAAGCAGAAUUUUCUUCCAAUGGCAACUCGCGUUCUUUACCCAACAACAAGAACGUCGAAGACAACAUCAAUGUGGAAAUGUCGUUCAAGGAAAUCUCACAAGCGGAAAAAGAGGUAACAGAGGACAAAUCUCCUUUGCCAUCGGCUUCUCCAAUUGGCGAUACUUCCAAUGCUGUGCUUACCUGCACUACAAAUGAAUCUCACGAUGAGAAAGUAGACGAGAAGAAAAUUAACGACACUCAUCAAGAUGAUGAGAAGCCAGAGUCCGAGGAGGAAACUCAAAAACUGGGCGAUAAAGAUGGCAAAGAUGAUUACGAAGUGAAUAUUGAAUUAAUACUUUCAUAA
Styela clava is the source of this 891-nucleotide messenger RNA. The record is from RefSeq and is a predicted model, not a curated record. NCBI's taxonomy places the organism in Eukaryota, Metazoa, Chordata, Ascidiacea, Stolidobranchia, Styelidae.